Messenger RNA from Fundulus heteroclitus (mummichog), 4344 nucleotides. It is a transcript of the gene cgnb, whose product is annotated as cingulin b. The record is from RefSeq and is a predicted model, not a curated record. Lineage: Eukaryota; Metazoa; Chordata; Actinopteri; Cyprinodontiformes; Fundulidae. Bases 13 to 3555 code for a protein of 1180 amino acids. The transcript is spliced from 20 exons. Gene Ontology annotation, cellular component: myosin complex.
CAGAAAGCGACAAUGGGAACUCCUUCCGCGGACAGGAAGGCGCAGUUGGAUUACGGUGUCCAGAUCCGCUUCAUCAAAGACCUCCACGACACGGGCGGACUUCAACCUGAAAAGUCGAGGGGAAACAACGCGACGCCUCCGUCCAACAAGUACGGAGUGGCCGUGAGGGUUCAGGGCAUCUCUGGCCAGCCGUAUGUGGUUUUAAAGGAUGGGGAGAAAGGCGACUCGUACGGCGUUCAGCUGUCCAAUCCCACUUCAGGGCCCACGUCUCCGUACAACACUAUCCCGAAGCGUAAAAAAGAGCCGGCAGAUUUCCCAAACUCCUUCAGCCCCGUCGUGAAUCCUUCCCGCUCCCCUGUCUCUCCAGCAGAGGAGGAGGACGGGGAGAUUUUUGGGAGCCCCCUUAGAAGACCUCCAGGGGAUGGUCAAGCAGGAACUCAAGGGGAGGAGGAAGGCAGGGCUGGUAGGGAACGUCGGGCGGAGAGGCCGAAAGAUGAACCCCAACCCAAAGCUACAAUCGGCAAAACCGAUAGGAACAUGAAUGGAACUGAGGAUGAGGAGUAUAACGAAGCAGGACUGAAGCCCGUGAAGGCAAAAUCUGCGGGACCUAAAGGGUUUAACCGUACCGCUUCUGGAUUUACCGGUUCUUUGGGGAGGAAACCUGGCAAAGACUCGUCCCCAAAGCAUUUCCCGGAUCCUCCACCAGUGAUCGGCGGCGAGCCCGCCCAGGCAAUCGACACCAACUCCCUGGCGCCCAUCAACAAGCUCAUCAGCAAGUUCAACAACAGCGCUCCAGGCGGCGCCCCGCAGGCCAGAGGCCGCACCGGCGCCAGGCAGCGGCUCCAGUUCGAUGAACGCAGGAGGUCGAGGAGCCUCGACGCCCGGAAAGAUGCAGAGCCGCCUGCGUUCCCCGCCUCUCCUUCGUCGCCCGCUCUGAACCCUUACGCUGCUCCCGUAUCCGCCGCCUCCAGCUCGACGCCGUCUGCUCCAGCAGCCGCUGUCAAGGUGACGGCAUCCAACGCCCCCAAGGCAAGCUUCAAGUCACCAGAGAAGUCUGCCGCUAAAGACGGCCAUCCAACUAUUGCAAAAAAGCCUGAGACCCUUCCCAGAAGCCUGAGUCAAAACGCAGAGGUUUUCAAAAGAGAAGAGGCUCCGGUCAAAGACUCUGUUUACAACGUCCUCAGAAAUGGCCCCAGUGAGACCGAGGGAUCCUUCAAAAGAAAAGCCAGCUUCGCCUAUGAGACUCCUAACAGAUUACAGCAAGGAGGAUCCGAUGAAAGCGUCAAAAAGGAGAAACUUGAGGAGCUUCAGAGGCAACUCGAACGUUACAAGAAGGAACUGGAGCAGGCGCAGGAUGAACUCGCUGCAGAGCAAAUGGCCAAGGAGGUGGCAGAGUCCCGUCUCCGCCUUCAGGAGGAUCAACUGGCUCAGCUUCAGGAAGAGCUGAGGAGGGAUUCGGAGAACGUACCCCAGUCUGACUCCUUCCAGUCGGAUGUGAUGAACCUGCAGGCCCAGCUGGCUGAAGCCACCAUGUUAUACCAGCGCCAAGAGGAGGUGCUCCACCAGCGAGAGCGUGAGCUCACUGCCCUGAAGGGGGCGCUGAAGGAGGAGGUGGAGUGCCAUGAUCGAGAAAUGGAGGCUUUGAGGGAACAGUUCAGCCAGGACAUGAAGAACCUUAGGAGGAACAUGGAGGAGUUCACACAGUCGCAGGAGCUGAUCGAGGAGGAGCGCGAGAAGGUGAACGCCUCCCUGUUGGCGCUGGAGGAGGAGCUGGAGAGCAGCAGAGAUCAGGGGGAGCAGUGGAGGACGGAGCUGGAGGCGACCAUGCAGGAGCUGCACAACACCAGAGAGGAGAACCAAGAACAGUCUGGCAACCAAACACUGAAACAGUCUCGUUUGGAGAAGGAAAAGGCAGAGGAUUCGUUGCUUUCCGUGAAGAAAGAGUCGCCUGCAUCUGAUGAUACCAGUUCUUUAAAAGAGGAGCUUCAGCGUUGCCAUGACGAGCUGAAGCGAACCCGCACCGAUCUGGAGAGACAAAGGGGCGAGACCAAGGAGAAAACCGAGGCACUUGAAGCCCUGAAGAAGGCGAGCGGGGAGAAGGAGGCCGAGCUCCUGUCGGAGAUUAGCAAGCUGAAGGAGCAGUUUCAGAGAGACAAGGCCGAGCUGGAAAAGGCCCUCGAGAGGGCAAAGGAGUCGUCCAGUCCAUCUGCGGGAAAGACUGUGGUGGACGGCGGCGCCAACCAGGAGCUGCAGCAGGAAAACGCUCGCCUCAAAGAGAGGCUGGCCCGCAUGCAAACAAGGCUUCAGUCCAGUGUGCCGCGCAGCUCGGACGCUGAGGAGGAGCUGGAAGCUCUGGAAGACGAGAACCGCUCCCUGAAGUCUCAGCUGGAGGAGGCCAAGAGAGGCGCCACCCGCCUGACCAAAGAGCGGGACGACCUCACCCGGCGGCUGGAGGAGAGAGACCUGGAGAGGGAGGCGCUGAAACGGGGCAAAAGCGACCUGGAGGAGCAGAAACGGCUGCUGGACCGGGCUCUCGAAAAAAUUAACAAGGAGAUGGAGUUAAUGAUGGAAGACUCUCGUCAGUCCGUGACCACCCUGCAGACUCAGCUGGAUGAAUUCAGGGAGCGAUCAAGGAAAGACCUGCUGGAGGCGCAGCGCAACAACAAGGACAGAAUGGCCGAGCUUCAAAGGGCUCAGAGUAACCUGAAGGUCCAGCAGGAGGAGGUUUCCCGUCUUAAGAAGGAGCUGCUGACGUGCAGCGAGGAGCGAGACAGCGCUCAGCUGGAGCGUGAUCUCCUGAACAACCGGCUGAAACACUUGGAGAACGAGCUGGAAUCCGAGAGGAACUCCCACUCGGACCGCAGCCGGGAGGUUCGGGGCCUGGAGGAUAAAAUCAAGACGCUCGAGAUCGAGUUGGACGAGGAGAAGAGCGGCGUGGAGCUGCUGAAUGAUCGCAUAUCCAGAAGCAGAGAUCAGGUGGACCAGCUUCGCUCGGAGCUGAUGCAGGAGCGCUCCGAGAGACAUGACCUGGAAAUGGACAAGAGCGCUCUGGAGAGACAGUUGAAGGAGCUGAAGUCCCGCCUGGCUGACAUGGAGGGACAGACCCGACCCACAGCUGGAAUCACCCUGCUGGAAAACAAGAUCCAGGAGCUGGAGGAGAGACUCCGCAGCGAAGAAAGGGAGAAGACGAGUAUCCAGGCGUCCCAGAGACGAACCGAGAGAAAACUGAAGGAGCUAAACGCCACAUUAGACCAGGAGAGGAGCCAGCAUAUUGAGCAGAAGGAUCAGCUGACCCUCCGCGUUAAGGCCCUGAAGCGGCAGCUGGACGAGAGCGAAGGGGAGGUGGAGCGCUUGGAGGGAGUCCGCCGCAAGGUCCUCAGAGACCUGGAGGAGCAGCAGGAGCUCCAGGAGGCCCUGCAGGCCAAAGUCUCAGCGCUGGAGAAUGACGUGAAGCGCAAGUCGCAGCAAACUCAUCGCACCGCUCUGAGCACGGCCGCGUUCAGCUCCGAUGAGGAGGACGGCUUCUACGACGGCGGGAAAAUCCCUCCAUCCUGAGCGAGAGAGACGACCGCAAACGAAGACCCUCUGGAAAAAAGGACGAUGGAUUCAAAAGACAUCAGGGCAUCAACGCCUCGGCCGUGAAGAUCUUAGUUUUGUUUUUCAGUAGCGGGUCGAACAGAUUUGUCUGACUUUCCUGACUUUAACACUGCUGGGAUUAUGAUUCCCUCAGAGAUGUCGUCAUUUAUCUGUCUUGGUUUCUAAAGAUUCAGCAGCAUGAUUUAAAAAAAAUGUGUUUUGUUACUAUUACAGUGGUAGCGCAUUACUGCAGCAUGGUUAUUCGUCUCGGGUCUGUUUUACUCCUCAACCAAAGAGAGACCCGUCUGUUUUAUGUACGAACUCAUCGUUUUGCAUGAUAACUUAUAUUCUUCGGUUGCAGCUCUGUGCCUGUCUUUGUGUUUAAAGUGAACUUCUGUUUUUUUGUUGUUUUUUUUUGUUGUCUUUUAACGGUUUCUGACUGUGACAGUUUGGGCCAUUAAUCUGAGCCUGUAUUUUUACACUGUGUUACUUGUUCCCGAAGACAAUCAGAUAGACGUGCAGUAGCAAACAAACGUCUCCAUGUUUAAGAUUUUAUCGCUUUUAUCCACAUGUAUGGGUUGCAAUAUUUAGAAGUUUACUCACACUCGUCAUUGCAUUGAAUGUCAUCUUUUUUUUUUUAGCUUUAUUGCUUAGUUUAAACCUUUUUUUCCCCCCAGGGGACACAUGUUAAUACAACACAGCUUUAUUUGAAAUACAAGAAUUGAGUGCACAACUUUGGAUGUAAGAAUGAUCCACACAUACAUACAU